GUAGUAAGUACGUAUCCCAUUAUCUUAACUAUAGAGGAGAGAUACGGCGACAGAUCACAUUCAGUAACAAUUUGAAUAGUGACUGAACAGGACCGCCGGAUCGGUUCAAUCGUUAUUAGAACAUGCCAUUGAGAUGCGUGCUUUCGUCUGGGGUUCUAUCGUUGCUGCUGAUAGGAAUCCAGGGCGCGAUCGUCGUCGGAUCCAGUCGCGGAGAUACGGGAAUAGUUCCACCCAUCUAUCGUUACGAUGAUUUCAAAAUGUGCCGCCAGAUUAACUCGCCGGGAGUGUUUUGCUACGUUCGGAUAGUGUUAGAAUCCAAAGACGAUCCUAUUGACACUUCUAGUAAAAUUGUUGCGAGCUAUCGACGGAAUCAACUGGAUUGGGGAAUGUGCGUUGCGGACUGCCAGAGGGAGGUGGCACUUCUUGAUGAACGGGAACGGCAGCGAUUGUUUCAGCCCAAGAUCGAAGUGAACUUUACGUACUUUCUGCACAUGGAGGUGAUCCGUGACCAGCUCAACGAAUACAAUUCAAAGUACGGUAAGCUGAUCAACAUAUGCGUCAACAAUCGCUUGGAGCGCGAUCACCAAGUCUACCAGCACGGUUAUUCGCAGAUCGAGCACUGCGUCACAAAUGAUCCCUUGGUGGUUCGCAGCGAGUUCGACUGGCUGACGGUGGUAUUCGUCGCAAUCACUGUAACGUUGGUAGGUACCGUUCUGGGAGCAACUGCCAUCGAAUGGCUGGGGAGUUCGCAGAGCAAAGAUCACGUAAUCGUUUCAGCCUUUUCGGUACGCCGCAAUUGGACGCGCUUCAUCGAAGUCAAUAAAUCCGAGAGUUAUAAAGAUUUUGGCUACAUUGACGGCCUCCGUGUAUUCGUCAACAUCUACGUGCUUUCAGUUCACUGUUUUAUGGUGUACGGUGCGGUACCCAGUAGCAAUCCGGAAUUUAUCGAGGGUCUUCUUCAGUAUCGAUCGAUCCUUAAUUUUGGAGCGACUGCACCCAUCACGGUUCAGAUAUUCUUCGUCAUCAGUGGAAUGCUGUUGAUGGUGAACUACUUGAAGGACAUCGAACACAAACCGCAGAUCGGCUUCGACUAUUUCCGGACGAAGAUCGCUAACCGAUGGGUUCGGCUGCUUCCGGUGUAUCAUUUCUUCCUGUUGAUGACCGUGGUGGGACAUGCACUUCCUGGGCUCGAGCUAGGGCCUAUUGGAUACACGGCGUUGAUCACCGAACGCAACGUAUGCAGGGAACGGGGCUGGGAAAAUAUGCUGUUCGUGAGCAACCUUCCUUUCAGCCUAGUCCCAUGCUUUCUUCAGGGAUGGUACUUGGGUGCUGAGCAACAGUUAUUCUUGGGCGCAAUGCUGGUGCUGGCAUUGAUCUGGAAGUACCCCAGGAGCAUCAAACCCAUAUUGGUGGCAUUACUGGUGAUAUCAAAUGUUGUUACACUCGGUAUAAUUUACAAACUUAGAUUGGAACCCGUCUUACCUACGAAAUUGAGUGAGAUGAAGUUAUUGUUUUCGUUUGAAAAGUGGUUCGUCCAAAUCUACCAGCCAUCGUACACCAAUGCGAAUAGCUACAUCAGCGGGUUAAUCACCGGAUACCUCUACCAUGAAGCGAAACGUGGACGGCUCAGCCUUGACGAGUCCAAACUGUACAGCGUUCUCCGGAGAGUUACUGUUCCCCUUACUGCCAUUGGAUUGCUGUUACCAUGCCUGUUUUACGAACAUGGCUUUACUCGAGCUUCUUUUACAGUUCUACUGUUUACAUUUAUUUAUCGCAACUAUGGAGCUCUUGCCUUGUGUAUGUGUUUUAUCUACUGCUUCAGAACUCGACCAGGUUUGAUCCGACGAUUUCUGGCCUCUCGGCUGAUGACCACCCUGGGUAAACUGUCCUACAGUGUGUACGUGCUGCACGUUCCUCUGCUGAGGCUAAUGCUGAACUACGCUCCUAGCAUACUGGAGACGAGCUUAACAAGCAUCGGAUUGCUUCUGCUGCGACUGACUAUCCUUUCGUACAUCUUCGGAUUGGUGGUGUACUUUGUCCUUGAACAACCAAUGUACUUAGUGCUGAAACAUUACCUUUUGGAACGAUCAUCGGGAAAAGCUAAGAAAGUGACGUGAAAAAAAUAGUGUGUUUUAGGUGAUUUUGUGUAUUAUGUGAUUGUUGAAUAAAAUCAAAUUAAGUAACUGUUUA
Aedes aegypti (yellow fever mosquito) is the source of this 2190-nucleotide messenger RNA. RefSeq names its product regulator of hypoxia-inducible factor 1. The transcript has 8 exons. Bases 123 to 2117 code for a protein of 664 amino acids. Lineage: Eukaryota; Metazoa; Arthropoda; Insecta; Diptera; Culicidae. Gene Ontology annotation, molecular function: acyltransferase activity, transferring groups other than amino-acyl groups. The record is from RefSeq and is a predicted model, not a curated record.